Vespa velutina is the source of this 832-nucleotide messenger RNA. It is a transcript of the gene Pldn, whose product is annotated as biogenesis of lysosome-related organelles complex 1 subunit 6-like. Gene Ontology annotation, biological process: intracellular transport. NCBI's taxonomy places the organism in Eukaryota, Metazoa, Arthropoda, Insecta, Hymenoptera, Vespidae. Gene Ontology annotation, cellular component: extrinsic component of membrane; BLOC-1 complex; transport vesicle. The coding region runs from base 176 to 637 and encodes 153 amino acids. The transcript is spliced from 5 exons. The record is from RefSeq and is a predicted model, not a curated record.
AUACGAAAGCAGAUAAGAUUGAACUGCAUAGAAAUUUAUUGCGUUAAACACGUGGUGGGAAUCAGCUGAUUUGUGGUCGAACGUCAAAAUACAAAUGCGUGAUCAAACAUUUCUAUUCUUUCUGAUAUGUGAUAUACGUACUUCGAAAUAAAAUAAGUAAUAUUAAAUCAUAAAAAUGAUGGUAGAUAUAGACGAAGCCGAAGUGACGAAAGUUCAAUCACAAAAUGACAGUGUUGAGGAUAUAGUAGAUUUUUCUAAAGCUACAGAAAAAUUGGCACAUGGAAUAUUAACUAUCUAUCAACCAUCAUUGGAGAAAGUCAAGGAAAAUCUUAAUGAAUUGACAAGUAAGCAAGAAGUUUUACUUAAUCAAAUACAAAAUGAUAAUAAGAAACUUCAAGAUGUCCUUGAAGAUGCAGAUUUAAAUGAAAUGUUUGCUACCAUUAAAUUAUAUCAAGGAAAAUUAACAACUAUUAAAAAGGAAAUGGUCAUGGUACAUGAUAGGACCUUCAAAUUAAAAAAACGGGCAUUACGCUUACAACAAAUUAAACAGAAGGAAGCUCUUGGUAGAGAACAACAAAGAGAACAAGAGCUUCGUAGAGAACAAGAAUUAAUUGGUAAGCCUACAACAUCUCAAUGAAAUUCAAUGCCUGUAAAGAUCUACCAAAUUAAUUACUUAGAACAGAUAGUAUAUAUAUAUAUAUGAUAAGAUAAAUAUUAAAAAAUAUAGAAACAUUGUGCAUUUAUAUAAUUAAUAUUGAUGAUAAAAUAUUUUUAAAAAUGUAUUAACAUUUAUGAGUUCAUAAAAAGUUACAAUUAAUUUUUUGAAAAUUCA